Helianthus annuus (common sunflower) is the source of this 2731-nucleotide messenger RNA. Its product is annotated as ABC transporter G family member 6. Lineage: Eukaryota; Viridiplantae; Streptophyta; Magnoliopsida; Asterales; Asteraceae. The transcript has a single exon. The coding region runs from base 344 to 2551 and encodes 735 amino acids. The record is from RefSeq and is a predicted model, not a curated record. Gene Ontology annotation, cellular component: membrane. Gene Ontology annotation, molecular function: ATP hydrolysis activity; ATP binding; ABC-type transporter activity.
AAGAAAGAUAUAUCAUAUAUUUCCUUGGUCAAGAACUACUGCUUUGUUUUAUCAAAAAACCAUACCAUAUAAAUUUUAGAGUAUAAAAAAUGUGCCUAAUGUAUAUACACAUACAUAUGUAUGUGUGAAUGGGUGAAUGCAUGCAUCUAUGUAUGUAUAUGUGUGGACUGUUCACAUAGCUCUCCCUCGUCUCUCUAUAUAUACGUCUAGAAGUUGAUCUUUAAGUCAUCUACCAAAGUGUUUAUAAUACAGGUGCAUGAGUUCAUCUUCACAAUACACUCUCUUUCUCUCAAUACACACAAGUUCUUACUACCAUUAGGGUUUCAAUACUUGAGGCUAAAACAUGUCAGCUCGUAUAGGAGUGGCAGACUUACCAGAGUGGUCUGGGUCACCCCCAGCCUCUCCAACUCUCGGUGAGCUUCUACAGUACGUUAACAAAUCCAGAAACGAAGACAACGGCGGUGAAGACCCCCCACACCAAGUUUUGGAAAUGAACAAAAUGAACAACAUCAAUAACGACCCUCAGGCGUUGCCAUUCGUUUUAUCCUUUAACAAUCUCACAUACAGCGUCAAAGUACGUGGCAAAUUCGGGCUAUCAGGAGGCCGUAAGCUUGAAUCUGUCCCGGCUACAGCUGCGGAGCCGGUUGGAGGCGAAAACUUGGUUUCUAAGAAACACAAGGUGUUGUUGAAUGAUAUUUCGGGUACGGCUAGAGACGGUGAGAUACUAGCGGUUCUUGGUGCUAGUGGAUCGGGGAAAUCUACUUUGAUCGAUGCUUUAGCGAACCGAAUUGCUAAAGGAAGUUUGAAAGGCAACGUAACAUUAAAUGGGGAACAACUAGAAUCCAAAAUGCUGAAGGUUAUUUCUGCUUAUGUCAUGCAAGAUGACCUAUUGUUUCCUAUGUUAACGGUGGAAGAAACUUUGAUGUUUUCUGCUGAGUUUCGCCUCCCUCGAACGCUAUCCAGAUCGAAAAAGAAGCAAAGAGUCCAAGCGUUGAUCGAUCAGUUAGGCCUCCGAAACGCGGCCAAUACAGUUAUUGGAGAUGAAGGUCACCGAGGAGUUUCUGGAGGAGAACGACGUCGUGUUUCAAUCGGGACCGAUAUUAUCCACGAUCCGAUUAUCCUGUUUUUGGAUGAGCCAACAUCCGGGCUAGAUUCAACAAGUGCGUACAUGGUUGUGAAGGUGUUGCAACGUAUAGCACAAAGUGGAAGUAUUGUUAUCAUGACCGUACACCAGCCUAGCUUCCGUCUUCUCGGUUUACUUGACCGGUUAUUGUUUCUGUCACGGGGACAAACCGUUUACAGCGGCUCACCAUCGAAUCUCCUUUCGUUUUUCGCUGAUUUUGGUCAUCCGAUCCCAGACAAAGAGAAUCGAACUGAGUUCGCUCUCGAUUUGAUUAGAGAACUUGAAGGAUCUCCUGGAGGAACUAAAAGCCUAGUCGAAUUCAACAAAUCAUGGCAGAUAUUAAAGAGAUCACGGCGCAGUUGUACUGGCAACGAAACGCCUACUCACGGCUUAUCGCUUAAAGAAGCGAUAAGCGCGAGUAUCUCCAGAGGCAAAUUAGUCUCUGGAGCUACUACCGACAUAAGCACAACCUCUUUGGUACCUAGCUUUGCAAAUCCGAUGUGGAAAGAGAUGCUGGUAUUAUCGAAACGUUCGUUUAGAAACUCAUGGAGAAUGCCAGAGUUGUUCAUAACUCGGUUGGGUGCGGUUAUGGUCACAGGCUUUAUUCUCGCCACAAUGUUUUGGAAACUGGAUGACUCUCCUCGCGGGGUUAGAGAACGUUUAGGCUUCUUCGCAUUCGCUAUGUCCACAACGUUCUACACGUGUGCGGACGCAUUACCUGUUUUCAUUCAAGAACGAUUCAUUUUCAUGAGAGAAACCGCUUACAACGCGUACAGGCGUUCUUCAUACGUCUUAUCUCAUUCUCUCGUCGCGAUUCCCGCUCUUGUGUUUCUAUCCAUCACAUUCGCAAUAAUCACAUUUUGGGCCGUGGGACUCGACGGGGGAGCUUCGGGUUUCUUCUUCUACUUCUUCAUCAUCCUAUGCUCAUUUUGGGCCGGUAGCUCAUUCGUUACAUUCCUUUCGGCUGUUGUACCACAUGUCAUGAUCGGAUACGUCAUUGUCGUAGCGAUUCUCGCUUACUUCUUACUCUUCAGUGGCUUCUUCAUCAAUCGUGAUCGAAUCCCCGACUACUGGAUUUGGUUUCACUACAUUUCAUUAGUGAAGUAUCCAUACGAAGCGGUUUUACACAAUGAAUUUCAAGAUCCUAACAAAUGCUUUGUUAGGGGAACACAAAUAUUUGAUGGCAGCCCUCUAGGCGAUUUCGACGAAUCGUUAAAACUAAAAUUGUUACAAAACAUGGGUGACACAUUGGGGGUUAACAUCACAAGUAGUACGUGCUUGACCACCGGCUCCGACUUGUUGCAGCAGCAAGGUGUGAAUGAUCUGGGUAAAUGGGAUUGCUUAUGGAUCACUUUGGCUUGGGGUUUCUUCUUCAGGAUCUUGUUCUAUUUUUGCUUGUUGAUUGGAAGCAAAAAUAAAAGGAGGUAAAGUGUAAACAAAUACAAUGUUUGGGGUGCUACUAUGUAAGUUUUUGGGUUUUGGCGGGAAGUUAACAAAACGUUUCUAUAUGUUUUUUUUGUAUAAGUUCUUUUUCUUUUUAAUAAUUUGUAUCAUAAUUACAAUAAAACGUAAUAUAAACGUAAUAUUAAUAUUUUAUCAAUUCGUAAA